AUGGAAUAUGAGAAGCCGCGAUUCGUGAAUCCGGCUCAUUCAUGCCUUCCAUCAACCCAAAAGCUGAGGGAUGUGCGAUUGCACCCUGUUCGUUUCACGGGAGCGUGCUUGCCACACUUGCCGUGCACUUGCCGUGUUGAUGGCCCCGAAAGCUCCAGCCAGAUGGCCAUGUGCUCCUUCCACUGUUGUGUCAAUCGUAACAGAAGGAAACAAAAUGCCGUCUUUCUACUCAGACGCGAAAAUCUUACUUGUUUACCCUCCACCUUCGAAAACCCAAGAUACAUUACUUUACACCUACGGGCGAAACAAACCUCUACUUGCAUCAUUCGAGAUAUCAUCAGACCUAUCACACCCGGCCUUGCUCACGAGAACAUGCCCUUUGAGCCUACAAAGCAAUCUUUUGAGGACCAACCAGCCACAAAACAGACCUUCCUUCCGUUCUUCGAAAAUGACCAUCCCGCCCCAAAAGACAGUGAAAAGCGAGUGGCUGAGCCUGAAGCACAAGGCAAGCCCAAGACGGCUCAGGUUUUCCUCAGCAACUCUGAUGAAAAGGAUCAAGGCCCGGCCAAGAAGCCAGAGCCGGAAGCCAUCUCGGAGGCAAAGCAUCAUGAACCGGAUCAACAGCUACCGCAAGAAGGGAAGAGGGAGACUUGA
This is a messenger RNA of Clonostachys solani, 654 nucleotides long. Lineage: Eukaryota; Fungi; Ascomycota; Sordariomycetes; Hypocreales; Bionectriaceae. The record is from the annotation of a GenBank genome assembly.